Molecule: messenger RNA, 3348 nt
Organism: Myotis brandtii (Brandt's bat)
Lineage: Eukaryota; Metazoa; Chordata; Mammalia; Chiroptera; Vespertilionidae
Gene: TPPP
Product: tubulin polymerization promoting protein
Exons: 4
Coding region: 462-1127 (221 amino acids)
Biological process (GO): microtubule bundle formation; microtubule polymerization; positive regulation of protein polymerization
Cellular component (GO): microtubule
Molecular function (GO): tubulin binding
Source: RefSeq, a predicted model, not a curated record
UCCACAGUUCCACCAGAGCCAGCGAUCCCCAAAGCACACAGGGGUGCUUUCUUCUCACGAUACGGCACUUCCUGGACCAUGCACUGAGCUGGAAGCAUCACAGGAGGUUUCUUCCUUUUUGACCAAGUUGAAUGCACGUGCACAUUCCCACAAGUCAACUCAUGCUUCUAGUAACUGCUGAGCCAUGUUUCCUUCCUGGGCACCGAGUGCUGAAGAGAUGCUCAGCCGACCCCUCAAGAAGCUCCUGUUUCAGACAGAGAAAUAGUGUCAGCAAUAAACCUGGAAGCGAUUCUGCCGCCUCCUGACUCCUUACCUUGGCACUGGAUUCCUUGGAGGGAUAGCGCUCCUGCCCCGCCCCUGAGCCCUGUGGGAAGCCGGAAGUGCUGUCCAGCUCUCACUCACACCCAGAGCAGGCUGUGCUCCAUCACCGGGGGUCCAGGAUCUCUCUCAGCAGCAGAAACAUGGCCGACAGCAAGGCCAAGCCCACCAAGGCUGCCAACAAGACACCCCCCAAAUCCCCAGCGGACUCUGCAAAGGACAAAGCAGCUAAGAGGCUGUCACUGGAGUCAGAAGGUGCCAACGAGGGGGCGGCCGCCUCGGCCCAGGAGCUCAGUGCCCUGGAGGAGGCCUUCCGGCGGUUCGCGGUGCAUGGGGACACCAGAGCCACCGGGAAGGAGAUGCACGGCAAGAACUGGUCGAAACUGUGCAAGGACUGCCAGGUGAUCGACGGGAAGAACGUGACUGUCACCGACGUGGACAUCGUAUUCAGCAAAAUCAAGGGCAAGUCCUGUCGGACCAUCACGUUUGAGCAGUUCAAGGAGGCGCUGGAGGAGCUCUCCAAGAAGAGAUUCAAGGACAAGAGCAGCGAGGAGGCCGUGCGAGAGGUGCACAGGCUCAUUGAGGGCAAGGCCCCCAUCAUCUCAGGAGUGACGAAAGCCAUCUCCUCGCCCACCGUGUCACGGCUCACGGACACCACCAAGUUCACAGGCUCCCACAAGGAGCGCUUCGACCCAUCAGGCAGGGGCAAGGGCAAGGCCGGCCGCGUGGACCUGGUGGACGAGUCGGGCUACGUGCCAGGCUACAAGCACGCGGGCACCUACGACCAGAAGGUGCAGGGGGGCAAGUAGCCAGUCCCCCAGGGACAGGGCCUUCCUCCUUUGCUGGCCCCACAUCACCUCACACUUCUUUACAUUCCUGGGCUCACUGGGGCAGAACUCAGACGCUGGGGUGGAGGGGCUGUGGGUGACUCCCAGACCUCCUCCUGCCUGGAGCCCCGGCACGCUCCUCUCCUACCCCAGGUGCAGCCCCUGAACUCACUGACCUUCCUCUAAUGCACCUGCCUCAUCCCACGUUGGGAAGUCAACGGAUGGUCAUUUCCAAAGUGUUUCCUGGAUCCAGACCACACAGGCCACCUGGUUUGCAGGUGAAAGGGGUGUUUUGAAGGAGCAGGUGGGACAGACCCUGCCAGAGGUGAUGCUGACCUCCUGACCAGCAGACCUGCCCAGGAACCAUGAGGGCAACAUGCACUAAUGCACUAACCAGCAGCACCAGGGAGACUACGUGAACCUCGAACAGGACACAGGGACGUCUCUGAGGGCUCCGUUCAGAUGUGCGACACAUAGGUGCAUGCUUACACACGCACACACUCACGCACUCAUGGACACAUGCUUACACAUGCUCAUGCCCCCCCACAUCCACUCACACACACAUGCUUACACACACACGCCCACCAACCAGGUCUGUGCUGAGGACGGUCAUGUGAGUGAAGGCUGGUGUGCGAAGGAAGGUGAGCCCGUGAAAGAAUGCUCCACAGGAGACCAAAGGAAAGUGAUCUGAAGUGUGAAGUUAGAAGUUUUUAAAAUGGACACUAAGGACAGGUCAUUUCAUUUUGCUUUUUAAAGAAAAGAAGAAAUCAGAAGAAACAGUGACUGUGUGUUUAUUCCCAGAGCGGAUCAGGGAAGAAUCAGAAUAUCCUGUGUCUGUGACUCUCUCUCCCUGUUGGCCCUGAGGCUCCCCCACAGACAGGUGUGUGAUGGGGCAUCUUCUGCCCGUCCCUGUUCUGAAAUCAGGGCCUCGAGGCAGCAGUCACCGUGGCUACUCCCUUUGCUCACAGUGCAGCACAAAUCUCUGCGGCUCCAGCCUCUGCAGUUAAUUCUUGCCUCUCUGAACUCUCUUGACCUGGGAGUGCAGGAAACUGCACAACAAGACCAGGCCAGGGAGGGCCUCCCCUAAAGGCCCACACAUAUGCUGGGGUUGGCAGGCGCUUUCACAGUGGCCACAAGGCAACACUCCAUUUGCAUACAUGCAGCCACAGCCUGGUGCGUCACCUUCUGGCUAUGUGGUCCUGGAGCCGAUCCUGGGAAAAGCCCACGGCAGUCUCAGAAGAUGCUUCCACAGCCAGUGUCUGCUCUGCACUUCUUCCUGGUCACGGCCUGGCCCAGCACGGGCGGCUGAAGCAGGGACCAGCACCGCCACGGCACACGGGCUGGUCACUGCUGGGGCUGGGGAAGGCUCAGGGCCAGCAUCUCCAGCUGUGUCUCCACCAGACCCCUCACACACCAGCCUCCCCUCACCAUCCCCGUCCGCCUCUGUGGACAGCUUCAUUCGGAGGUCCUGGGAGCUCACAGCGUGUGGCAUUGGAACCCAGGGGAUGGAGCGCAGGCUCCGAGGGCCACUUCUAGGGCUAAUCUCACCAUUGUCUCGAAAGUUUCUAACUUGGGGAUCCUAAGCUGCCAGCAAGGCUACUCUACAGUGAGGAGACUGAGGACCAGGGGCUGGGCAAAGGCAGGCAGGAUGCCAGUCCCCACCCUGUGCCUCCCUCCUCCCCCAGGCUGGACCUUUAGGGGAAACCCAAAGGCAAGAAUAACCUGUGGAAAACGUGUCUGAAGACAACUGAACGUGCAGUGUUUCUUGACAAUAAGCUGAUCACAAACCACAGCCCUCGUGUUCCAGCGCUGGCGAGGUUUCCUUCCGUGGCCACAUUUCCCCCCAUGCCUGGCGGCACUGCCACGGGGGCAUGCCGUGGGCUCCUGGUCAGGCUGCUUUUCUCCUGCCCCUGGGCAGCCCCGUUCCCCUCGUCACAGACACUGGAAUCGGCAGGACCUCGGCCACAUGCACGCUGGCAAAGGCUGCCCACACCACAGCCCACAGAGGCAGAUGUCACCUGGGCCUGCCAUGGGUGCAGGCCCUUCUCAGCCCUUCCUUGCCUGCUGGACCCCGGAGAGAGGUGCCAGCACCAGGACAGGUCUCCUGUCCCAGAGCAUUGUCUUCAGGCAAGAACAGCUCCACACGAAGGUUCCAGCCUCCGUCGAGGGCCAGCUGCCAGAGCACCCUAGGAAAUGGGGUCUG